Molecule: messenger RNA, 3540 nt
Organism: Alternaria atra
Lineage: Eukaryota; Fungi; Ascomycota; Dothideomycetes; Pleosporales; Pleosporaceae
Exons: 5
Coding region: 1-3540 (1179 amino acids)
Biological process (GO): Golgi organization; chromatin remodeling; Golgi vesicle budding
Cellular component (GO): trans-Golgi network; cytosol; nuclear chromosome
Molecular function (GO): phosphatidylinositol-4-phosphate binding
Source: RefSeq, a predicted model, not a curated record
AUGGCUUCUAGCUCUGGUCUGACGCGCCGGAGAGGAGGCGGCGGCGGCGCUGCUGGCAACGGCGAAGACGAGAGCAGCCGGGUCAGCUCGCCAGCACCCAAGCGCAACGACGACCGCACCCCCGAAACCUCCUACGAAAGCUCCGAGAACGGCCACAAGAUCGCAUUCGAUCCCCGGGAUAUUAGCGAAAAUGCAGAGAGGAGCAAACAGCCCAAGCUGACGCUCAUGGAGGAGAUCAUUCUCAUGGGACUGAAAGACAAACAGGGAUACCUGUCGUUCUGGAACGACAACAUUUCCUAUGCGCUACGAGGAUGCAUUGUCAUAGAAUUGGCCUUUAGAGGCCGUGUGAGCAUGCAGAAGGACUCGAAUCGGCGACGUUUCCCCCUCGCAGACAGGGUCAUUGAGGUUAUUGAUGACACGUUGACUGGAGAGGUUCUGCUAGACGAGGCCCUGAAGAUGAUGAAGACGAGCGAAAAGAUGAGCGUCAACUCCUGGAUCGACCUCAUGAGUGGAGAGACAUGGAACCUCAUGAAGAUCGGCUACCAGUUGAAACAAGUACGCGAACGACUAUGCAAAGGCCUCGUCGACAAGGGCAUCCUCCGCACUGAAAAGAAGAACUUCCUGCUGUUUGACAUGGCUACACAUCCCGUCGCAGACGGCGGCGCAAAGGAGGAGAUUCGACGCAGAGUCCGGAACGUCCUCACCAACCGCACCGUAGUCCUCCCCGGCAGUCAAUUUCUCCCAGAAGAAUUGGAGUUCCGGGUGCUCCGAACAAUUACCAUGGUCUGCGCCGCUUAUGCCGCCAAUGUCCUAGAGAACGCCUUGACAACUUUGGGUCACGAAGCGCGAGAACGGGCUUUCGCUCAAGUGGACGAGUUGCUGGCAGAAUACUCACAGUGGCCAUUUGCAAAGAGACAGGGAGGCUCGCAGGGUGUAGGCGCAAACUUGGGUCAGCUCAUCACGGACGAAGUCAACGGCUCCAAGGAUAAGGAGCUGCAGCUUGAGCCUCCAUGCCUCGGCUCUAACAAGGGCAGCAACACGCAGGUCGCUCCUGCCGCGCGCAUUAGAUUUCACUACGCGAUGCCCUCUCCGCCCCUAGCCGACUCCCAAGCCCUCGAUCCGACCCACGGCGCGUCCACAAACGGCAACAGCAGUGAAGGUGCUGUCCAACCCGCAAACGCCCCAACCACCCUCAAUGGACCCGACAUCGCGUCCAACGAGAACAACGCGAUUCGAGACGGAAAGCAGAAAGCCAAGGCGGUCAUGGCUGCAUCCGGUCUGAACCUCCCCGGCGCGCAAGACGACAUGGCAUCGCCAGCGCAACCCGAAGCCAUCAACGGCGCGUCGCCUAGCAGAAAGCGAUCGCGUUCGGGAACCCGCAAGUCUUCACACACGCCGUCCCACGAAGACGGCGCGAAACCCACGGCCUCGCAGACCCAUCUCCUCGAUCGAUACAUUGCGCGCGACCUCCUCGAUAGUGUAAACAAGUACGAGCGCAACAAACAUUCCGAGAAGGUCUAUGGCGAACUGAACGAUCUGCGCCAUUUCUACCGCGACGAAGUAUAUCCUGUCCGGCGACAAAAUCCCGGCGCCAUCUUUGGAUAUGGGUACGCCGGCUAUGGCAACGGCGUGACCGACAUACCAGCCGAUCCCAGAGACCCGCGAGCCUUGCCACAAACGAAACUUCUAUACCCUGAACAUGCCAAGCGCGCCGGCCGUCGACUUGCACCGCAACUGAAGGUCUCGAAAGAAAAGGCGGUGCAGCAAGCAGAUCAGAUCGAGGAACUUGUACCUGUGCGUUUGGAUAUCGAGUUGGAUAGACUGAAGCUUCGCGACACUUUUACCUGGAAUCUCCAUGACCGCGUUACCAACCCUGUGCUCUUUGCCCAGACUCUCGUCGAAGACUUCCAAAUACCACCCGAACUACGCCAGAAUGUAAUGCAACAAAUCGAUCGCGAGAUCCACGAGCAGGUACAGGACUACUAUCCUCACGCUUUCUUCGACGACGAACCACUAGACCCUAACCAGCCAUACUCGGCAUACAAGAAUGACGAGAUGCGAAUAUUAAUCAAGCUGAACAUCACCAUCGGCCAGCACACGCUUGUGGACCAGUUCGAGUGGGAGAUCAACAAUCCUCUGAAUGCGCCCGAGGAGUUUGCAAGACAGAUGGCCGCUGAUUUAUCACUAUCCGGAGAGUUCACCACCGCCAUUGCCCAUUCCAUAAGAGAGCAGUGCCAGAUGUUCACGAAGAGUCUAUAUAUCACAGGACAUCCCUUCGACGGGCGGCCAGUCGAAGAUACAGACAUACAAGACAACUUCUUAGCCUCUCCACUCCCCUCCGUAUUCCGCCCGAUGCAGUCUACAAAGGACUAUCAACCAUACCUAUACGAACUAAGCAACGCUGAUCUGGAACGAGCCGAAUUAUCUAUCAUGCGCGAACAGCGGCGCCAAAAACGAUCCGUCAACAGACGCGGUGGCCCUGCCCUGCCAGACCUCAAGGAUCGCCAACGAACCGUGCGCACCUUGGUAGUUUCGUCAGUCCUGCCUGGUGCUGCAGAGACCAUUGAGGACAGUCAACUCUUCAAGGCCACGCGCAAGGUCAGGGAGGGCCGCCGCCGUGGCGCUGAGGGCAGUUCAGAUGAUUCAGAUAGUGACGACUCGGUAAUGGAGUCUCCGGCGCCUGCACAGAUGACUGGAGGUACUGCUCGAACCCGUGGCAUGCGUGGAGCUGCUACUGCGGCUCAAGCAGCAAUGCGGUCCGCUAUUGGGAGAUCAGCAACUCCCGAAGUGUCUAAUAUCCAAACUCACCACGAGCCACGGGCGUCCAGAUCCCUACGAUACGAGGCGCGUGAAGAAAGCGUUUCUGAACCUACAUCACUCAUAGUCAAACUCCGUAUCUCGCCCGCAAAGUUCAGGGAGUGGCAGAGGAACCCAAGAGCUUUCGCAAAGCCCGCUUCGACUCCCAUGAUGGCACCCUCGCAACCACCAGCACGAAGCACGCCUACCGCAAAUUCAAUGCCACCUCCACCAUCACCGGCCAUGCCUCCUCGCUCCACCCCGACCGUACCAACAUCUGUUGAAGCUUCGCCGAAACCGCCACCCACACCCACACCAUCAACACAGAAUAAACAAUGGCAGUACAGGCCGGACGGCUCAUUGGAGGCACCUUGGCCAGCGCCUGCCGCUUCACAACACCCUCCCACUCCUCCGUGGCUUCAACAAGCUCUUCAAGAUUUACGUGAUCGGAACCCCGGCGAGCUCUUCGAAUCUACUAUGCGCUACGCUGUCAUGAAUGAGCGCCAUGAGGAUCCGAAGACUGGCGAAUUCGUGUCCAGACAAGUCAAGCUGGAUACGUUGUCUCCAAACGCUCCCCUGCCGGCGAAUCACAAAGCAUAUUUCUUACCGCGAAUCCGAUGCAUAGACUGCCCAGGGAAACUUUACAACGCUGGACCCGAGCAGACGGUCAGUAAUUUCGAACUACAUCUGAAGAAUCGCGUACACAUGGAGAACGUGCGCAAACGGACUGGUCAGCCUUUGUAG